Homo sapiens (human) is the source of this 1170-nucleotide messenger RNA. RefSeq names its product TPD52-MRPS28 readthrough (gene TPD52-MRPS28). The coding region runs from base 122 to 907 and encodes 261 amino acids. The transcript has 7 exons. Lineage: Eukaryota; Metazoa; Chordata; Mammalia; Primates; Hominidae. The record is from RefSeq and is marked validated.
GACUUCGCGGGAGUCGCCGGCGGAGGCGAGGAGGAGCUCUGCGCGGCGCGGCGGGCGAUCCGAGCCGGGACGGGCUGCAGGCGGGGGUGCUGCAGAGGACACGAGGCGGCGGGCUGGAGACAUGGACCGCGGCGAGCAAGGUCUGCUGAGAACAGACCCAGUCCCUGAGGAAGGAGAAGAUGUUGCUGCCACGAUCAGUGCCACAGAGACCCUCUCGGAAGAGGAGCAGGAAGAGCUAAGAAGAGAACUUGCAAAGGUAGAAGAAGAAAUCCAGACUCUGUCUCAAGUGUUAGCAGCAAAAGAGAAGCAUCUAGCAGAGAUCAAGCGGAAACUUGGAAUCAAUUCUCUACAGGAACUAAAACAGAACAUUGCCAAAGGGUGGCAAGACGUGACAGCAACAUCUGCUUACAAGAAGACAUCUGAAACCUUAUCCCAGGCUGGACAGAAGGCCUCAGCUGCUUUUUCGUCUGUUGGCUCAGUCAUCACCAAAAAGCUGGAAGAUGUAAAAAACUCCCCAACUUUUAAAUCAUUUGAAGAAAAGGUCGAAAACUUAAAGGGUUCUCCAAAAAAUGUGGAAUCCUUUGCAUCUAUGCUGAGACAUUCUCCUCUUACACAGAUGGGACCUGCAAAGGAUAAACUGGUCAUUGGACGGAUCUUUCAUAUUGUGGAGAAUGAUCUGUACAUAGAUUUUGGUGGAAAGUUUCAUUGUGUAUGUAGAAGACCAGAAGUGGAUGGAGAGAAAUACCAGAAAGGAACCAGGGUCCGGUUGCGGCUAUUAGAUCUUGAACUUACGUCUAGGUUCCUGGGAGCAACAACAGAUACAACUGUACUAGAGGCUAAUGCAGUUCUCUUGGGAAUCCAGGAGAGUAAAGACUCAAGAUCGAAAGAAGAACAUCAUGAAAAAUAAAUGAACUUUGCUUAGUGGAUUGACUCCUUUGCUGAAGUCAGUUAUUCAUCAAGAAUGCAAUUAGACUAAUUGUGAAUAAAUGAUUGAAUGAAGAUAUAAUAAAUAAAAGCUAUAAUUAUAGAUAACUCUUAUUAGAAUUUUCUUUAGCAAUAUUCCCACCCCCCACCCCUUGUUUUGCUCUUAAUGUUUUUUUCCUUUGGUGGGGAUAGUAUACACUGUACUAAGAAAUUGUCAUUCAAUAAAUACGUUUUGAGUGCUGUCUA